Molecule: messenger RNA, 1636 nt
Organism: Populus nigra (black poplar)
Lineage: Eukaryota; Viridiplantae; Streptophyta; Magnoliopsida; Malpighiales; Salicaceae
Product: pseudouridine kinase-like
Exons: 3
Coding region: 336-698 (120 amino acids)
Molecular function (GO): kinase activity
Source: RefSeq, a predicted model, not a curated record
UAUACACUGAUUAUUUUCCACGGAUUGAAGUCAGGGAAGGUCACAUGACUGACCCAUGCUUUGUGGGUUGCUGAAUACCAACACAAAGAUUGGAUCUUUUCUUCUAUCCCAACCAAACAGCUUCCUCAACCAGCCCGGAAGGCGGAAACUACUGGGCUGAAAAGAAAAAACAUCGCUGGCUGCCACAUGACUGGAAAAAUGGAACACACCUCCAACGUGCAAUCAUAAUUACAGUACGAAGACUGCACUCGGUAGUUUGUUCCGAAGGGUAAAAGGCCUUACUCUUGCUAGCGGAACAAAAUCCAAUACCCAUUCGAGGAAACGACAGAGACUAAAUGGAAAACAGUGCACAGAGGAGAUUGGAACGUGUUUCUGGGCACCUGUUGUCUCCAAUUGAAGUCAAUAAUGGUCUUUCCCAGGUGUUAAUAAAAAGUGGGCAAAGAAAACAUGAGGAGGAAGGAGACCCAGUAGUGAUAGGAGGCAUGGUAUUGGAUAUACAUGCCACCCCUUCACUCCCUCUAAAUCCUAGAACCACCACUCCUGGGAAGGUCCAUUAUGUAUUAGGGGGUGUAGCAAGGAAUAUUGCUGAGUGUAUGUCAAAUCUAGGAACUAGGCCCUAUAUGAUUAGUGCCCUGGGAAAUGACAUGGCAGGUAAUUAUACCACCUCUGUUUUUUUAUUCCUUGUGAUGCAUGACUAGAGCCUUAUACCAUCUUACCUCUUAAGUAAAACUUCAAAAAUUAAAGAACGAAUAAUAUUUUCACUGCAUUCCUGGAUACAUUUAAGUGUUGAUGGGCUACAAUGAAAAAGUGAAAAACCUUUAGUAUUUUACUUAAUGAUGUUUUUGAUGAACCUGCAAUGGGUUGAGCUUGAUAUGCCCAUACAAUGCGGAUAUGGGUUUGCAACUCUGUCUUUUUCUACAUUAGACCGGCAAUUCCUUCAAUUGAGCUUUUGGUUCGUGUUGCCGAUCGGCUCUCUUGUGGGAAUGCCUGCGACCAGGCAGUUUUCAAUGAGGAACUAUUUUUCCCUUCAAUCCUGGGUAUGAUGGACUUUAUGCAUCCUGGAGAACUAUGGAUAUCUAUCUCUUUAUGAACAGCAAGGUCCUCUUCAAAACUGUGAGGAAAGAUGCUAACUUGAGCAAGCUCAAGCCGGUGAUUGUGCAUAUAAAUUACCAUCCUGAUAAGCUUCCACGUAUGCAAGCGGUGGUGGAAUUCUUUGUUAAUGGCAAGCAAGAUGCACUAAGCUCUUUCCCUGAUGGAUCGGAAUGAUAAGAUCUUGGAUUGGUGUUUUGUUGCUGCUCUUCAGAAGAUAGCCUCUGCAUUUUCCUGCUCAAUCCUGCAAACAUGUUGUAGACUUGUGAUGAAUAGAAGCUGCGCCAUCAUCCCAGACAAUCCUUGUCAAAUGUCCAUGCUGGAAAUUUUACUCUUCAGGUGGACGUAUGUGGCUUUCCCUAACAGAUGGUUUUCUUUCAAUCUCUUGUCUAGCACAAGAACAUUUUCCUAAUUUUUUCUAGUUGUAUCUUGCAAGUAAACAUACCAAUAUCAUACCAAGAAAUGCAAGGCCAUUUUGCUAGGCCAUUUUGCUAUACAUUAUCUGUUUAUGACUUUCUUCUCGGAAAAUAAACUUAUAUUUUGACCC